AUGAUUCCAUCAUCAAUAUCACCUAUAACAUCGUUGUCUCCGUCAUCAUCGUCAUCAUCAUUAUUAUCUCCUAAAAUUAUACCAAAAAGAUCUACCUGCAACAAGCCAUCAUCUACACCUAAUUCAAUUAACAAUAAUAAUUCAUCUGCAAAAACAGCAAAUACAAAAGUCACCAAACAUUCUUGUAAUUGGCCUGAUUGUUCUUGGAGUUUCAAAAGACUUGAACAUCUUAAACGUCACAUGAUCACUCAUACUGGUGAACGCAAAUAUACUUGUAUCCAUCCAGGUUGUGGUAAAAGAUUCGGUAGAUCGGAUAACUUUGCUGCUCACAGUAGAACUCAUUAUAAAAAUGGUAAUACUAAGCGUCAAAAAAGAUCGAAGAUUCAGCAACAACAACAACAUAAUAAUAAUAAUCAUCCUCACACUCAUCAAAUGAUUGUUGGUGGUAAUGGUUUAGAUUUAAAUGGUAUAUCGAUGCAAUUACAUCCUCUUAAUCAUCAUCCUCAUCAUCCUCCUAUUCAUUCUCACUAUCAUCAUCCUCAUAAUCAACAUCACGGAAAUUUAGCAAAUAAAGAAACAUUGAAAAAAAAUAACAAUACUAAUGGAUUAUUUAGUAAUAAUAACCAAUCAACUUUUAAACCUUUAACAAUACAAGAUUAUCUACUAACAGAAUUACAAAACGAUGUUGAUAGUUUGUAUUUGAAAGCAGAUAAGACUGUCGUUAGUUUCAUAGAACCGUCAGAUAGUGAGUUGGAUAUUGAUCAAGAAAUUGAAAAUAUUGAAAAUUUAGACAUGCAAAGUAACUUGAUUAAUAAAAUUCUACAAAAUGCGAUAGGUAAUAAAAUAACAGUAGAGAAAGAUGCUAAAUUAGCAAUAAAUAGAUCAUUAACAACUUUCAUCAGAUUAAUAACCAAAAGAGCCAACAUAAUUGCUAAAAAACGUAGUCAUAAAAAUAUAUCGACAAGUGAUAUUUUUGAAGCAUUAGAGGAAUCAUUUAAAGAAACACAAAAACAAAAGAAAACUAAUCAUCAUAAAAAUGGACCUCCCGAAUCUUCAAUUGUAUCACAAUCACCUCCUGAUAAUGGAGUUAUAGUAUUAUUAGAAUCCAAUAAUACCUUUUUAUUAUCAUCAUCAGAUUAUAAUAAUAACAACAAUGAGGGUGAUGACAAAACAACAAUUAAGGGUGAUAAUAAUAUUGAUGGAAAUGAAGGUGGAGGUGGCGAUAACCCUUCUUCUUCUGCUGCAUCUAUGGAAUCUGUUGUUGAAUAUUUUGGAGGAAAUAAUAGUAAUCCUAUUGUAUUAGUG
Entrophospora candida is the source of this 1305-nucleotide messenger RNA. Lineage: Eukaryota; Fungi; Glomeromycota; Glomeromycetes; Entrophosporales; Entrophosporaceae. The record is from the annotation of a GenBank genome assembly.